CAUGUAGGAGUCUUCAGUGUGCAUGUGCAAAAGCCAGAAAGAUGAGAGAGCUUGAUACAGAAGGGCUUAUAGCAGAUAUCGACUCCACAACCUUGUCAUCUCACUUUGACUGCACAUCAAACUAGGCUGUGUGAGGGCACAAGCUUCAGCAAGGGGAGAGGGAACAGAGAGUGAGUGAGUGAGUGAAGGAGAGAGAGAUAGAGUGAGAGAGAGAGAGAGAGAGAGAGAAAGAGUAAACGCAAGGCUUUACAUGCACAUAUUCACACAGAACACCCUGAAUUCCCAAAGCCCGAGAGGGAGCCACAGAGAAAGCAAGGUCACUCUAGAGCAGAAAAAUCAAAGGUAUGUUACCUGAACACACACCAUGCACUGCUAAGAUGCUAGGUCAAUUUAAUUCAGAUAUUAUUCAAGACCAUUUUUUAUUCCAGAAUUUUUUUUUCUCUUUACACUUCUUUUUCUCAUCCAAGACUUUUUCCCAUGAUUUCCAGGUUGACCAGAAGUAAAGAUCCUUCUUGUUGUGGGAUUAAGGAAAUGGGAACUGUGGAUCAGGAAGUCCUGGUUUGAUUCAGAGGACACCAAAUUUGAUGAAAAAUUCUUGUGCCAGUUAAGGCAGAGCAACACCUUUAAUUAGUGAAAACAUGGAGAAACUCUCAGGCAAAGACAAGGAGCUGAUCCGGGACAGCUGGGAGAGCCUCGGCAAGAACAAAGUCCCUCACGGCAUCGUCAUGUUUACCAGGUUGUUUGAACUGGACCCAGCUCUGCUGAACCUCUUUAACUAUAAAACCAAGUGUGGAGUAGUGCCCGAGUGUCUGUCUAGCCCUGAGUUCCUGGAGCAUGUCACCAAGGUGAUGGUGGUGAUUGAUGCAGCUGUCAAUAAUCUCGAUGACCUGGAUUCUUUGGAGGAAUUUUUGUUGAACCUGGGCAUGAAGCACCAAGCUGUUGGCGUCAAAACCCAGUCCUUCGCUGUGGUUGGAGAGGCCCUGCUUUACAUGCUGCAGUGCAGUCUUGGAACAGGCUACACAGCUGCACUGCGCCAGGCUUGGCUCAACAUGUAUACUAUCGUGGUGGCUGCCAUGACCAGAGGUUGGGCAAAGAACGGAGAACACAAGUCCAACUAAGCAGUGGUAGAACAUAGAGAAAGAUUUAGCCUAAAGUUGGGCCAGAGACAACCUUGUAGUCAGUGCUUUGGGCCGAGUCGUGUGCUCACAUGCCAAGUAUCUCUAACAUAUGACAUCUGAUAUAUUUGUAGUUAAAGUGGUUAGAGAUGAUGAGUACUAUCGGUGCAAUAAUUUGUAGGUUUGAUCGUUUGAAAUACAGACAACACAAAGAUGAAACAGUUUAAGGCUGAGGCUUCACAACUGGAACUUGCCUUGUAUAUAAUGGCUUGAUGUGUCUCCAAUCUCUAAUGGCUGUUGUGCUGUUUUUGAUGUUUCUUACAUAAAUGUCAUGAAACAGAGAUUUGACUAUGCACCAUCAGCCUGUUCAACUUGGAGCAACAAUGGCUCGACUGUUUUGUCUCUUGAAACUAAAACCACAUCCCAAUC
Ictalurus furcatus (blue catfish) is the source of this 1544-nucleotide messenger RNA. It is a transcript of the gene ngb, whose product is annotated as neuroglobin. Bases 639 to 1118 code for a protein of 159 amino acids. The transcript is spliced from 4 exons. The record is from RefSeq and is a predicted model, not a curated record. NCBI's taxonomy places the organism in Eukaryota, Metazoa, Chordata, Actinopteri, Siluriformes, Ictaluridae. Gene Ontology annotation, molecular function: heme binding; oxygen binding.